Elgaria multicarinata webbii is the source of this 5017-nucleotide messenger RNA. It is a transcript of the gene GALNT4, whose product is annotated as polypeptide N-acetylgalactosaminyltransferase 4. Gene Ontology annotation, biological process: protein O-linked glycosylation. Bases 135 to 1898 code for a protein of 587 amino acids. Gene Ontology annotation, cellular component: Golgi apparatus. Gene Ontology annotation, molecular function: polypeptide N-acetylgalactosaminyltransferase activity. The record is from RefSeq and is a predicted model, not a curated record. The transcript has a single exon. NCBI's taxonomy places the organism in Eukaryota, Metazoa, Chordata, Lepidosauria, Squamata, Anguidae.
GCCCAGCGUGUAUCCGGAAAAGAGCGGAGCUGCCGCCGUGUCCGGAACCGCCGCCCUCCUCAGCCCCCCCGGAGACCUCGGACGUCGCUUUGCCUGAGGGGGGUGGAAAGUGAGGGUCGCCUUGGGCACGUGCCAUGAGGAUGCGGCUGGCCAGGAGGGGCCGCUGGCUGGGCAGAGGCGGCUGCCUGGUGCUGGGGCUGCUGACCGUGGUGGCCUUCUUCGUGGUGGCCCUGUCCAUCUCCACCUUCCAGGUUGCCUCCUCCGAGGGCGGCGGCGGCAUCACCAGAGGGAGGUGGGACAGGCGCUCCUCUGACCGGGCGGAGGAGCAGGAGGAGUUGGCGCGCCCGGUCUACCAGAAAGGCCCGCCGGAUAGCCACGCUUUGGGCCAGUGGGGCAAGGCUGCCCACCUGCAGCUCAGCCCCGAGGAGAAGACGCUGGAGGAAGAGCUGGUCGAAAGGUACGCCAUCAACAUCCACCUGAGCGACAAAAUCUCGCUGCAUCGCCACAUCCAAGACGGCAGAAUGUCCGAAUGCAAAUCCAAGGCGUACAACUACCGAAAGCUGCCCACCACGUCGGUGGUCAUCGCUUUCUACAACGAAGCCUGGUCCACGUUGCUCCGGACCAUACACAGCGUGUUGGAAACUUCUCCGGCCGUUCUCCUCAAAGAAAUCAUACUCGUCGACGACUUGAGCGAUAAAGUGUACCUGAAAACUGAACUCGAAAAGUACAUCAGCAACCUGAAAAGGGUCCGUUUAAUAAGAACGAACAAGAGGGAAGGUUUGGUCCGUGCACGCUUGAUAGGAGCUACCUUUGCCACGGGCGACGUCCUUACUUUCCUUGACUGCCACUGUGAGUGCGUCCCUGGGUGGCUAGAGCCCCUUCUAGAAAGGAUUGCGGAGAAUGAGAGUGUGAUCAUUUGCCCAGUUAUUGACACCAUCGAUUGGAAUACCUUUGAAUUUUAUAUGCAGUCAGGAGAGCCCAUGAUUGGGGGAUUUGAUUGGCGACUGACAUUUCAGUGGCACUCCGUAUCAGAUUAUGAGCGCCACAGGCGGAAAUCGAGAAUUGAGCCUAUAAAAUCCCCGACUAUGGCUGGGGGGCUAUUUGCUGUGAGUAAAAAGUACUUUGAAUACCUUGGUACCUAUGACACAGGGAUGGAUGUCUGGGGAGGAGAGAACUUGGAGCUUUCAUUUAGGGUAUGGCAAUGUGGAGGCAUGUUGGAAAUUCACCCUUGUUCCCAUGUGGGGCAUGUAUUUCCUAAGCGGGCUCCUUAUGCCAGGCCCAACUUCCUUCAGAACACUGCACGGGCUGCAGAAGUGUGGAUGGAUGAGUAUAAAGAGCACUUCUAUAAUAGAAAUCCUCCAGCACGGAAAGAAAACUACGGAGAUGUCUCAGAAAGAAAACUCCUAAGAAAGCAUCUGAAGUGCAAGAACUUUGACUGGUAUUUGAAAACUAUAUUUCCUAGUUUACAUGUUCCAGAGGAUCGGCCUGGCUGGCACGGAGCCAUCCGCAGCAUGGGGAUCUCCUCCGAGUGUCUAGACUACAAUUCGCCUGAACAUAACCCUACUGGGGCCCAUGUGAAUCUUUUUGGAUGCCACGGCCAAGGAGGAAACCAGUUCUUUGAAUAUACAACAAAUAAAGAAAUCCGAUUUAACUCUGUGACUGAACUCUGUGCUGAAGUGCCUGAAGAAAAGGAUUUUGUAGGCAUGAGAAAUUGCCCCAAAGAUGGCUCUACCAUCCCCCAAAACAGUAUAUGGCAUUUUAAAGAAGAUGGAACCAUCUAUCACCCCUAUUCAGCAAAGUGCCUUAGCGCUUAUCGUACUCCUGAGGGUCGGCCUGAUGUACAGAUGAGGACAUGUAAUCCUGCAGAUAAAAAUCAAGUGUGGAAAUUUGAGAAAUAGAAUAGCCAUUGAUCUAGUUUCUGUCCAAGAACACUGCCACCUGAGUAGUAUGUAUUUCCAGAGACCUUUUACACUGCAUUAGAUAAUUUCUAAAAGGAUUUUUAAUAAGUUUGAGGACUACAGUGAAAAACAGAUUUGGGGAUUUGCCAGUUAAAAAGUGCCUUUUAUUCUGAGUGCCUUUAUAAAAGUGUCCUUUAUUUUUAAAAAAAACACCACAGCAGUUAUAUUGCAGUCAUUUGGAAGCAACACAGUCACAUCACAGGGAACAACUAAACUCACAUUAAAUUAAGUACAGCCACAGUACAGAUCGUUCAUUAAUACUUGUUAAAUUAUAUGCAUAGUAUGUGGCUAAUUAAAUGUUUUCGGAGGGGAAGAAACUACACCCCUAGGCUGUGGGCUCUUUUAAGUGUUGAACUGAAAAGCUGGUUGACUAGAAAGAUGAUUUCUUGGCCUUAGGAAGCAGGGAAUGAUAGGUUUGAGGUGAUUUCUCCAGUUGAAUGCACCUCAGGUAAAUAUGCUUUGUUUUUCUUUAAUGAGAGUGGAGCAAGGAAGAACUACAAACUACAUGCAAAAAAUAAAAGCACUCCAAUGUUAACUUGAGGAUGAGGGCAGAAAAGUUAUAACUAUGUCUAUAAAAAUACUAGUGGCAAACAAAGGAUAUUCCUUUUGCUGAUGUUAAAAAUCAUAGAAAGGAUGAGAAAUUGUAUUAAAUACAUCUGAGCUAACAUUCAGAGGCUCAGUAUUAAUGUUUGGAGUUCUUGAUAAGAUCCAAUUAUGAUCCCUGCCUUAUUACUGUGUAUGUAUGACCUUACAUGCUGCCCUUUUAAAAUCUAUUAAUGUGUCGCAGGUUGCGGGAAAUUGAGAGUGGCUCUUUAUGCAUAUAUGUGUACUAGGAUAGAAUCCAGAUCUUCCUGAGGGCUAAAAUAGUUAGUUUUCUUUGAAAAUGCAACCUAUCCUUAUUUAAAGUUGUAAGGUGUUGUCACAUUGCCUCAAAUCAGUAAUUAGCCAUGUGGCAUAUCCAAGGAGAAAGUGGCAAUUAACUCUAUGCAUUCCAAAUCUGAACACAGAAUGUACUCCUGUGAUUAUGUAGUGUGAAGAAGUUAACAACCUACAAAAGUGUAAAAGCAGUUACAGCAAAUAUGUGUGAUGCCCAAGUCUUCUGUCUUUGCUUUUGGAACUUUAAAGUACUCAAAGCUAAACUGACAACAUAGAAUCAUUGUUAGUCUGGUAGAGGUUAUGGGAAAUGUCAAUAUAGGUAAAUUCUGUAGACAGCACUGUAGAUAAAUUCUUCUGAAAGAUGAACAGCUAAAUAGACAGUUUCAGAAGCUAGUGGUUUUUGGGGCCUACAUUGCUUCUUAGCAGGAAAAGUGAAACUAAGCUUUAGCUAUCUGUGUGUGUGUGUGUUUUAACUGAGUUGCAUUUAUUUAUUGGGCCCAAUCAAUAGAAUUGAUGAAUAGAAGUAGCAAUAACUUCAUGAAUAGAAGUAGCAAUAACUCCCAACAGAGCCACCAGCUUCUGCGGCUUGAGGGGCAGUAAUCUUAAACAUCAUGGUGGUGACAAUCUUGUCCACCUCUGGAAACAGGUGGCCUUAUCCUCUUGCAUAAUAUAGAAUCUGGUUCUGCUUCAACAUUUGCCAUUCCAAUGAUGCCAGCUUUCAGUGUUAAAAACCCUAAGCUGAUAUUUCAACGCAGUGUGUUUGAUGGAGCAAUAGGGAAUUGUGGGGUGGGCUAAGGACAGGUGAUAUUUUUCCCCAGAGCUGAAGGUAGCAUGAUAGAAGUAUAAUUGUGCAGUUCCGGCUUCUAUUAUUCUCCCUUGUCAAACAAUGUGCAAAUCCUUAUAGUGAUUCAACAACCUGAUAAACUUGUUUGACUUGAAAUGACAGAAGGACAAAAUGAAUGAUGUGUAUGCUAUAGGAAAUUAUAUGCCUCUGAUAACUACUUUUAACUCACUGUAGUCUUUCUCCAUUCAUAGAAAUUAAAGUUAGUGUGGGGAGUCUAGUACUCAAGAGAGAAGAGACACAAUGGCUUAAACCAUUUGCUGUUUCUCCCCCAUAGCUACUAUUCCCAAUCUUGUCUCUCUUAAUGUUCUUCCUGGCUUCUGUAUAGUUCGGACUAUCCCAGGCCUUGCCAAAAAUCUAGAAAUUAUUUUGGAAGUUUCAAUCUUAGUAGCAGUUAAAAAAAACACCAUUAUGUAUAAUCUAUUCUGUUCGAAGAACAUAGAUUACCAAGAUGCAGAAUUGGGAAUUUUGGUGUUUGCACUUACUACUCACAACCUUGUCAUGCCGCACAAAGGGGAAUAGAUGCCAAUUUGCAACUAAUGGCCAGUUAUGGGUCAUUUAACCAUACUUAGUUAUGGGCACAAGCACACUGCCUUCCAUGUACUUUUUGCUUCCGCUUUCCUGAACAAUCCUGGGUCAUCGUUGCAUCCAAACCUGGAAACUCUGGGUUGUUUAGGAGUUAAACUCAAUAACAAACCAUGAGUUCGAUUGUGCAAACCAUCAUUCUGUGAGGAAGAGGGGAAAAUAGAGAUGUAAUGUAUAGCACUGACUCUUUUGUGUCAGGUCCCAUAAACUUGAGCGCAGAGUAAAAUGGCACAUUGAAAUACAUGUGUCUAUUGCUUCUCUGUUGUCUAUUGUCAAUACAAAACAUAAAUUCCUCUUCUACCACCAGCCUAAGGUACUGAGUUAACUAUCCAAAACGGCUGCUUCAAUAUGGAAACAGUUAUCUUACAUUACAUUCAGACAACAGUUUUCACCUAUGGUAUGGUGGUAAGUUUUGCAGUUACAAAGGAACUAUGUUGAGGUGGGUCAUCUGAAGUUCUUCAACUGGUAUUAGACUCUGUGGCUCCACUCCUUUCUGUUGGAGCUCAUCUAGAGAGUCCAUCAUUUAUGACUAGUGCAAAAUAUACAAUUGUAUGAAUCAAGACUUGAAACUUCAAAUUGUUGUUUUAGAAUCUGUAUAAUUACAACUGACAAAUAUAGAAAAAUAACUGUAGUGGAGCAUUCCAAUGAAAUUUCUCUAUGCACAUUUAUCGGAUAUGAAAUCAUUGUGAAUAUUUAGUAUCAUGUUGUUUGAAGGAACUGAGGUAUAAAGUGCCUUGAAUAGACACAAGUGAACUUU